Molecule: messenger RNA, 924 nt
Organism: Cavenderia fasciculata
Lineage: Eukaryota; Evosea; Eumycetozoa; Acytosteliales; Cavenderiaceae
Gene: coq9
Product: ubiquinone biosynthesis protein
Exons: 3
Coding region: 1-924 (307 amino acids)
Biological process (GO): ubiquinone biosynthetic process
Cellular component (GO): mitochondrial inner membrane
Molecular function (GO): lipid binding
Source: RefSeq, a predicted model, not a curated record
AUGAUCAACAUUAGAAGAUUAUUAAAUAAUAGAAAUACUACUAAACUAUGUAGUAUUCAAUCUACUUUUAAAAGUAGUAACUAUAGUCGAUCAUUUACAACUAUUUACAAAUACCAAUCUUCAUCAUCUCUAUCAUCAUAUGAAACAUCUCUAUCAUCUUCACUAAUCAAUAAUAAUAAUAAUAAUAAGAAUAGAUAUUAUUCAACUGAAAUCAACAAUAAUAACGAUAAUAAGGAUAAUCAAAAACAACAACAACAAGAAGAACAAGAAGAAUCUGAAGAAGUUCAUGGUAUUGAUAAUGUAAAAGAGAUCAUUUUAGAGAAAGCAUUAAAGAACGUAUCAUUGUAUGGAUGGAGUGAUACAUCAAUAUCGAUGGCAUGUACUGAACUUGGUUACUCUAAUAUUACACAUGGUCUAUUUGAAAAUGGAGGAUAUGAUUUGGCUUACUACUUUGUCACUCGAUGCAACAAUCAACUCAAGGAGAAAUUGUCAUCAGACAUUUUGAUGGGCCUUACACCAAGAGAACGUAUCAAAAUGGUGAUCAAGAUUCGUUUGUCAAUGCUCAUUCCAUACAUUCAUCGUUGGUCUGAAGCCAUGCAAUUAUUGGCUCAUCCAAAGAACCUAAUCAAUAGUGCACCAUCAAUGGCCAACCUUGUAGAUGAGGUUUGGCAUCUUGUUGAUGAUCGUUCAUCUGAUUUUGAAUGGUAUUCAAAGAGAGCAUUAUUGGCAGCAUUGUAUACAUCAUCGGAAUUAUUUAUGAUUACAGAUACAUCACCAGAAUAUAAAAAUACUUGGAGAUUUGUUGAUGAUCGUGUUGAUGAUUUAAUAUCCAUUAUCAAAUUUAAAAGAGAUGUUGGUGAAUCACUCUCAAUGACGACUGGUGUUGUUAUGAAUAUGAUCAACAAUACAUUCAACAAAAAAUAA